Messenger RNA from Cryptotermes secundus, 2692 nucleotides. RefSeq names its product adenylate kinase (gene Ak2). Gene Ontology annotation, cellular component: mitochondrion; cytoplasm. NCBI's taxonomy places the organism in Eukaryota, Metazoa, Arthropoda, Insecta, Blattodea, Kalotermitidae. The coding region runs from base 206 to 943 and encodes 245 amino acids. The record is from RefSeq and is a predicted model, not a curated record. The transcript is spliced from 6 exons. Gene Ontology annotation, biological process: ADP biosynthetic process. Gene Ontology annotation, molecular function: ATP binding; AMP kinase activity.
UGUUUUUCUUAUCGGAAUCCGCUGCUCGCUUGUUACGUGAGGCCUGUGGUUCUUGGUAAAUUUGUAUAGGUUGGUUUAGGCGAUAAUGAGUUAGUGUGAUAACUAGCGAAUAUUUGUUUUAAAUAAAGAGAUCGUUGCUCUUCGUAGGUGUGUAACAGACCUUAUAAUUUGAGCCAAGGUGUUAAUUUAUACAGUUGCCUAAAAUAUGCCUCCUUUAGCACAGCCGUUGCCUAAAGAAGCAAGUGAUGAACCGUUAGGAAUAAAUGCUGUACUUCUAGGACCACCUGGUUCUGGUAAAGGAACACAGGCACCACUGCUUAAGAAUAAAUUCUGUCUUUGUCAUCUGUCCACUGGAGAUAUGUUGCGUGCAGAGGUAUCAUCCGGUUCUCCUCUGGGUCGAAAGAUAAAAACAGAAAUGGAUGCAGGAAAGUUAGUCAGUGAUGAUUUGGUUGUGAGUCUAGUGGAAUCCAACUUGGAUCGACCAGAAUGUAAAAAUGGGUUCCUUCUAGAUGGGUUUCCUAGAACCUUGCCACAAGCUGAAAAGUUGGAUAAGCUUCUGGAUAAGAGGAAACAAGCCCUUGAUGCUGUCAUUGAGUUCAGAAUUGAUGACAGCCUUCUGGUAAGGCGCAUUACAGGAAGACUGAUCCAUCCUACCAGUGGACGCUCAUACCACGAGGAAUUCCACCCUCCACGGGUGCCCAUGAAGGAUGAUUUUACUGGCGAACCACUGAUUCGCCGUGAUGAUGACAAUGUUGAUGCUUUGAAGAAACGUCUUGAGGCAUAUCAUAAGCAGACUAAACCUUUGAUAGACUACUACAGUUUUAGAGGUAUUCAUUAUCGUAUUGAUGCUGCCGAAUCAGCAGCAAAUGUCUUCGGUUGUAUUGACAAAAUAUUCCUUGAAAACUGUGCUCGCAAGAACAAGGACAAAGUUAUAUUUGUUUAAGAGGAAUAAACUUCAGUAGGUGGAAAAUAUAGAAACAGUUACAAUAUUAUUGAUUCUGAAACAGAAUUCUGCUGACAGAUUGAACCAAGUGCUGAGAUGCUGUUCUUUCAUCAUGGGUGGUAUUCAUAAAGCAUAAUAUUAUUUUCUUCCAAAACUUGCCAUUCUUAAUUCAUUGUAAUUGAAGGUCAUUCUAGAAUGGGCAUAGCAACCACUGGUCUAAAAUAUGUUUUGAAGGGCCAGUGGAAAUGGUUUCAAGAUACUUAUUUGGAGUCUUUGCAGUGGUAUACAAAAGCCAGUACUCUUAAAAAUUAGUGUUAGCACUGUUAACAGCAGAAUGUUGAAUAAGAAUUAUAAAAUAAGAAAAUCUUGCCUUCAUUACUUAUUUAUCAACACAGUAUUUUUACAUGCAUUUCAGUCAACAUAGGAUUAUCAUCAGCAGUUCAUUAUGUGUCAGUGCCAAUGUUAGUUUUGCCUGUAUACAAUAAUCAUUUACAAAAUUGCCUUAAAAUUGUUUUUAUAUAUUGUGCUUGUUAAGUGAGUGUGUGGUUAGUCAACAGAAUAGAGAUACAGCAUUCCAUGUACAUAAAUAGUUUACACUGGAUGUCCAAAUAGGCAGUUAACCAUAAAAUCAUUUAUCAUGUAUUAAUAUUUUAAAAACAAUUUCUGUUAAGACAUUUUUGUGAAUGGUUGAUAUGUUAACUGCCACAUGACUAUAUAUAGUCAUGUCCCAACCUUUUAGGUUAGGUAGUUUGACACUCAUCAGAAAGCAAGACCUCAGUUGCUCCAAGAUUUGCUUCAGCUUUCAGAGCCUCAGAUGCCCUCACAUGUUACAAGGAAAACUGCUGUGAGAGAAAGAAAGUAGCUCUCAGAAUUUCUCUAGAAAUAUAUUUAAAGGGAGGUUUACCCAAAUGGUUCAUUAUCAUCAGCCUCUACAGCCAUUGAAAUUUCUCAGCAUUCCCUUUCCAGUCGCCUCACUCUCCCAUACCUCUUUCUACAAAAGUUACCACUUCCCGCAGGGCAGUGUUAGUACUCAAACUGUCUAUUUGUUACCCACUUUGAUUGUUUUUUUUUUUUGCAUUGUUUUGUUAAUUGUAUUCAAGUAAUACUGCUGUCUUGUUAUUAAUCCCAGAUGUGCUAUAAUUGAGCUUGAUUUUAAAUUAAACAGGCUGUUGUGGCCGACUUGCAAACCUGAUCACCAUUUAUGACACUGUGUCUAUGGACAGUUGAGUUCUGAGCAAAGGGUAUAUAACACAUACAUAAUUUGUGUCCUUCCUGUACAUUAAUUUAUGUUGUAAAACUAACACAUGUUGCCAGUUGGUAGACAGUUAAUUUUGUCAGGAACUUUAUCACUUCAUCUCAUUUGCACUUGGUUCUGUGUUUUACUUAGCUUUGGUGCUCUCAUGUUGGAGUAUCUGCUUGCCAUGAUUUGAUCCAAUCUAUGGGUGGGUUUACGGUAGUAGUAAGAGUUUAUCUGUAGGAUACUUACACAACCAGAAACAUAUAGUUUUCCAGUGAUAUCCCAAGUCUUGUUAAUUAUAUUUUGCCUCUCAUUUUCCCUGAGAGGUAGCACAAAAUAAUUGGCAUUGUUUUCUGCACACCUGGGGGAGGUUAUUUUUUGAAAGGGGGGAUCAUACAUGAUGUAUAUGGUAUUGGGGAAGAUAUUAAAGGUGAAUAUUUUUGUUAAUGUUCCCCAGUAUUGAAGAGUAUUUGCUGAAUAUUUUUUUUUAUAAAUAUAAAAUAUUGCCUCAG